GCUUAAAAUAUAAAAAAUAACGCAGAAAAGUUAAAGUGAAAACGGGAAAGUUUGAACAAGUAGAAAAAAAAACACGCGUCAAAAAUUAUUUUAGCUUAACACAAAAAGAAAAUAUAUAAUUAAAAUAAAAUAAGCAACUAAAAAGAAAACAAAUACUUUUAAACCGAAAAAAUUGCACUUUAGCAUCAUGGAUGUCUCACAACCACCACCCCAACUAACGGCCCCCUCACAUUUGGCCAUGAACACCAGUAUACCACCACCCAUGCCCGGAUCUCAUGGUAAUCAUUUUAGGCCUCAUUACCAUCAUGGACAUCAUGGUGGUAAUAAACCCUAUUUCAAAACCUUCAAUACGGGCGGCUUCCAGCGUCCGUUUCAAAUGACACAAGAUGAUUUUGAUGGCAAACGUUUACGUAAAAGUGUAAUGCGUAAAACUGUGGACUAUAAUGCGGCGAUAGUGAAAAAAUUAGAGGCCCGUCUAUGGCAAAGGGAUUCACGUGAUCGUUUUGCCUUGCAACCGGAAAGUAUUUAUGUUCCGGAACUUUUACCACCCAGUAGUUAUUUGGACAAUCCUUCUAAUGCUAUUACCACCAGAUUUGUUAAAACUGCCACCAAUAAAAUGCGUUGUCCCAUUUUCACAUUGGCUUGGACACCCGAAGGUAGACGUUUGGUUACCGGCGCCAGUUCGGGUGAAUUUACUUUGUGGAAUGGUUUAACUUUUAAUUUCGAGACUAUAUUACAAGCUCACGAUACCUCAGUGCGCACAAUGGUCUGGUCUCACAAUGACAGUUGGAUGGUGACAGGCGAUCAUGGUGGUUACGUUAAAUACUGGCAAUCGAAUAUGAACAAUGUGAAAAUGUUUCAGGCCCACAAGGAAGCAAUUAGGGGAAUAAGUUUUAGUCCGACUGAUAGUAAAUUUGUUAGCUGCAGUGAUGAUGGUACUUUGCGGAUAUUUGAUUUUCUUAGAUGUCAGGAGGAGAGAGUAUUAAGGGGCCAUGGUGCUGAUGUCAAAUGUGUUCACUGGCAUCCUCAAAAGGGUCUCAUCGUAUCGGGUAGUAAAGAUAAUCAGCAACCCAUAAAACUAUGGGAUCCUAAAAGUGGUCAAGCUUUAGCAACACUGCAUGCCCACAAAUCUACGGUUAUGGACUUGAAAUGGAAUGAUAAUGGCAAUUGGUUGGUAACUGCCUCCAGAGAUCAUUUACUUAAACUAUUCGAUUUGAGAAAUCUAAAAGAAGAGGCCCAAGUAUUUAGGGGCCAUAAAAAAGAAGCCAGUUCAGUGUCGUGGCAUCCAGUGCAUGAGGGUUUAUUCUGUUCGGGAGGUUCAGAUGGUUCGAUAUUAUUUUGGAAUGUGGGAACCGACAAAGAAAUUGGCUGUGUGGAGACGGCACAUGACAGCAUAGUCUGGACUUUGGCUUGGCAUCCUUUGGGUCAUAUAUUGUGCUCGGGCUCUAAUGAUCAUACCAUUAAAUUCUGGACCCGUAAUCGACCGGGUGAUCUGAUGAGAGAUAAAUACAAUUUGAAUACUUUACCCGCGAGUUUGGCUGCUUUGGAUGAUUGCGAAUAUGAUGAUGCCAUCAUACCCGGCAUGGGUCCCGAGGAUAAGGUAGAGUUUACCGAAAGUUUAACAGCCGACAAAGGUUUUAUACCCGGUCUCGAAUUGGAUCCCUCCACCAUUGUUAACAAAGAUCAAGAGAAAAAGGUGCCCUACAGCAAACCUAUACCGCGUAACUUUCAAGCCCAAUGGGCGGGUUCUAGAAGACCCGAUGAAAUGGAAGACGAUGCUAUGUAUGCUCCACGUGAUAGGCGUCUAGAUGCGGGUGGCCUAACGCCUCAGCAGGUCAGUGAGAAUGCUAUCGAAGGUAUGCUCGCCAGUGGUGUUUUAACUACCAUGGAUCCUCAGGCCAUAGUGGGUAUUUUGGUUUAUGAACGUUUCAUACGUGUGCACCCAGACUCAAGACUUAUGUUGGCCGUACGUCAGGGACCCGAUUAUCUCAAUAAAUACAUAGAUGCCGGCAAACUGGAGGAACUGAGAGAUGUUGUGCCAGUGCGUGAGAGAUCACGUUCUGUUUCUCCCACUUUAGAGCGCAGAGAUGCCUCACCACCGUCGAAAAAAUCCAGAAUGGAUGGGCGGCAACAUUAUCCACAAGCGGUAUUUGUUAAAGAAUUGUUAAGUUUGAAAAAACCCUUCCUGCCUUGUUUACUCAAUAUGAAACAACAGCUGCAGCAGCAACAACAACCCUCACCAAAUGAUGAAAUGAGAAACUCACCCCAAGCCAAUAACAAUCAAGGACCGGGUGGCAAUUUCCCAGGUCCCUGGGCGAUUAAUAAUAAUAAUAAUGGUCCUUGGAAUGCGCCACAAAAUGGAGGAAAUCCAAAUGGUUUUCAAAACAAUUCCAAUAAUUACAAUAACAAUAAUAAUAAUGCACGCAACGACAGUCCAUCAUUUAAUAAUCAAACGAAUUCCAAAGGUGAUAUGUUUCCCAAUAACAACAACAACAACAGUAGCAACAACAAUAACAAUCAAAACUCCAACAAUAAUAGCAACCAAAACAAUAACAGACGCAAUCGCAAUCGAGGUGGCAAUCGUAGUGGUGGCAACGAGGGAGGAGGUGGUGGCGGUGGUGGCCGUAAUCGCGGCAACCGUAAUAGACGUUUUUAAAGCUAAAUAGCAAAACUACUGUUUAAACUGUUUAACUACAAACUAAAUUUAAGUCAUCCAGCCAUUACCAAUUCCAUGUUUCCUUUUUAAUUUCUCCCUUUCAAUUUUUAAAUGAUUUUGAAUUUGGUUUUAUCUUUAGUUUCCAAUUUUAUAUCACAUUAAUCUGGUUUUAAUUUUAAACUUUUGCAUGAAACUAAAAAGAGUUAUUACGUUGCUUUAACAUUAAUUUUCAAAACAAGAAUUAAGUAAUUUCAUUUUUUUUGAGGUUAAGUUAGAUGCUGUUUUUAAAGGACACUUAGAAUUUGUAAAGUUAAUAUAAUAAUAAAACAAAAAUAAAUAAAACAAACCGAAAAAAACUAUUAAAGAAAAUUAUAUACAUAUAAAAAAGAACAACAAUAAGUUUAAUAAAAAAAACACUGUAAAUGUUAAUUUUUAAAAA
Molecule: messenger RNA, 3095 nt
Organism: Lucilia cuprina (Australian sheep blowfly)
Lineage: Eukaryota; Metazoa; Arthropoda; Insecta; Diptera; Calliphoridae
Gene: Wdr33
Product: pre-mRNA 3' end processing protein WDR33
Exons: 8
Coding region: 188-2656 (822 amino acids)
Cellular component (GO): mRNA cleavage and polyadenylation specificity factor complex
Molecular function (GO): protein binding
Source: RefSeq, a predicted model, not a curated record